Molecule: messenger RNA, 2789 nt
Organism: Closterium sp. NIES-67
Lineage: Eukaryota; Viridiplantae; Streptophyta; Zygnematophyceae; Desmidiales; Closteriaceae
Source: the annotation of a GenBank genome assembly
AACUUGGCACCUGCCGUGAAUCGCAAGUUUCGCCAUCCGCGGAGCGGAUUCCAGUUAGCAUCCAGCUCCCUAAAUUCCCCGAUUUCUCCGCGGCUCCCUCCGAACAGCUCCAGAUUCUCUUCCUUUCCUGAAGGCCGCUCUGGAAUCUGGACUCAAUUCCAGAAUAGCUCGCACGAUGUCCGCUCAUUCCUGCUCUCUCCUCCGCCUCCGCCCCAAUUCCACCGCCGCACGCGCUGCCAUCUCCGCUCCGCGAUGCGCGCGCUUCCCUUCCCCCCUACCGCUGCUCUCCCCCGCCAAGCCUCCCAGCGCCAUCUGUGGGUCGACUAGCCGCUUUAGAAGGAGCGCCGCCAGCGCGGGGAUUGCGCGGAGCGCGGAAAUUACGCGGAAUUCGGGAAUUCCGAGACGCUCGAGCCACAUUAGCGGGAGGGACGGCGGCUUGAGGGGAAUCGGUGUGGGGUCUGCUCCUUGGACCAAUAGCAGCAGCAGCAGUAGUAAUAGUUUCCGCAUUUUCGUUCUUCCGCGCGUUUCCCCGCCGCCCCGUCGCAAUGCGCAACGGGAGCUUGUUCCCCCGGUGGUUUGCCGGCCUAACGCGUCGCUCUCUAGCGGAACCGGGGAGCGGGCGGAGCCCAUAGCGGGCGGAGAAGUGGUGGGGGGGAAGUACCGCAUCGUGCGCCUGCUGGGGGAGGGGUCGAGCGGAAGGCUGUAUGAGGCGGAAGAGGUGGGGGAAGGGGGGCCGGCGGAAGGGGAGGUGGGGGAAGGGGGAGGCGGGGAGCGGGUGGCGGUGAAAUGCAUUUCGUUGCGGUCCGCGACGAGAUGGAAGUAUUUGGACCUAUUUGAGAGGGAGGCUCGGGUCCUUCGCAGCCUCAACCAUCCUGGCAUUCCGCAAUACAUAGACUAUUUCGAGGAGGACACCGCUACAGACAAAGCGUUCUAUCUGGUGCAGCGGCUAGCGCAGGGGCAGUCAUUGGCAGCUUUAGUGGCUGGGGGGUGGCGAGGCAACGAGGAGGAGGUUGUGCGGAUUGGCGUUAAGGUCCUGGAAGUCUUAUCUUAUUUGGAGUCGGUUCGGCCACCAGUGGUGCACAGAGACAUCAAGCCCGACAACAUCAUUCUGGACCAAUCACGGGGCACGGUUCAGGUGGUUGACUUCGGGGCGGUGCAGGAGGCAGCUGCAUCCGCACGGAGCGAUGCUCCUCUCGGCAGCACAGUUGUUGGUACGUACGGCUACAUGGCGCCAGAGCAGUUUCAGAACCGGGCGACCUCACAGUCGGACCUCUACUCCCUGGGUGCCACUCUGCUCUUCCUGCUAUCGGGCCGACCUCCUUCUGCGUUUCCCCAGAAUCGCCUCAAGAUUGACUUCCAGUCGUCUCUCGGCCCCUCCGUAUCCCCCCGCCUAGCCACUGUGCUGGACUGCCUGCUCAUGCCCGCACCAGAGGACAGAUUUAAGACUGCUCGUGACGUCAUCAACGCUUUGACCUGUGCCGAAUCCUCACUCUACCGUUACCUGCCGAACCACUACAAGCAGCAGCAGCAGCAGCAGCAGCAACCGAACUCCUCUUCCCCAACCACUCUGAGCACUGCUGGCAUGGGGGGGUCUCGCUUCAACAAGGCCAAGGGCGCCUCCUCUCUCAUGCAGCGGCCACCUUCCUCUGUCGCUCCGUUGCAAAACCUCCCUGCCUCCUUCCUGCCCCCUUCUGCUCCACUCACCCGACCUGCCGGCACCCAAGUGGUACUGGAGAGGACAGAAGGUGGAAAGGUGCUGGUGGUUCACAUUCCCCCUGCCGGUUUGACGCGGGAGGCUGUCGGCACAGGCGGCUUUGCCAUAGCCUGGAAUGCCUUCAUUGCUUUUUGGACUGCCUCAGCACUCACAGGAGGGGCGCCUCUUCUAUUCACUGCGUUCUCCAUCCCCUUCUGGCUCGUGGGCGGAGACCUGGCCAAAAAGGUGGUCUCCUCAAUCGCAGUGUCGGUGGAUCUGGUGUUUGACCGCCGGGGGGAAGGGCCUGGAGGGGAUUUCAGCAUAACCUGGCGGGUGGGCGAUCUAUGGAGCCACACCGAGAGGGGCAGAUGCGCUGAUGUUUCACGGGCUGCAGUGGUGGUGGAAGGGUUCCAAAACGGCGAGCCAAUGGCAGUUUGCCAGCUGGCGGAAGGCGUGAAGGAGCAUCGCUUUGGAGGCGGGCUGAAGCCGGUGGAGCAGCAGUGGGUGGUGGGGCAGAUAGGGGAGUUCCUGGGGAUUGGGUUUGGGGGGGUGCUGGGGGUGGAUGAGGAGGCGAGUAGGAGGGGAGGGAGGAAUCAGUGGAGCGACGAUGAGGAGUGGUGAGGAGAAACCCAAUAUGCCCAUGCAUUGCGAUGCACAAUUGUUAAAGCAAAGCGCGUGUGAUAUGUGGUGGGCAGAAUAUGCCUACGACAUGUUUGCUUAUCGUAAACGCCCGGAUAGAAGACCCCCCUAAGUCUUAUCAUAUACCGAGCAAGUCGUGAAGUUUCUUGUUGAAAGUACCUCAAAAGACUUGAGCGUUUCUGAAGUGUAACACUACACUCGAGGAAGACUACAAGGGGUACGCGAGUCAACGGAGGUUACACGAGGGGGCGGACAAAGAACACGAAGGGUCUGGGACUCAAAGGGUCGCAACUGGAGGUUGCGACUGACCGUUACAACAGCGCGGAUGGUAACCGAAGCGACAAUCGAGUCGCUGUGCGACUCGAUAAACCGCUACUGCAACUGUACUCUACAACUGUUUUCUUAUCUUCUAUAUAUUGCUGUAUGCUUGUCUCUUUAAUCAAUCACUUGUUCUCAC